AUGGUGGAUGAUGAAUUCCUCGAGAGACUGGGCAUAGAGAAGGGUACUAGAAAGGUCGUCAACCAUGAGGAGAGGGGACGGGUCUUGCGUGCCAUGGAUGGCUGCACCUACAAGGCCGCUGCCGGAGGCUCAUUGUCCAACUCGCUUGUGGCUCUAGCAAGGCUUGGUAGUAGUCGGGCCAGCAGCUACCCUGAGCUUAGAAUAGCAAUGGCCGGCAGUGUGGGCAGUGACCCACUUGGUAGUUUCUACAGGCAAAAGCUGCAUCGUGCUAAUGUGCAAUUCUUGUCCAAGCCGGUCAAAGAUGGGACUACUGGCACUGUGAUUGUUCUAACAACUCCAGAUGCACAGCGAACUAUGCUUGCUUACCAGGGUACCUCUUCAACUUUGGCUUACGAUUCAGACUUGGCAGAGAUAGUAUCCAGGUCAAAUUUACUGAUAGUGGAAGGGUACCUUUUUGAGUUUAGUCAUACAAUUGAAGCCAUCAAGCAGGCAUGUGAAGAUGCUAAGAAGAAUGGUGCACUUAUUGCUGUUUCGGCAUCAGAUGUGUCAUGCAUCAAGCGUUGCCACAGUGAUUUUUGGGACAUCGUAGGGAACUAUGCAGACAUACUGUUCGCCAAUGCCAACGAAGCAAGGGCAUUCUGCGAGCUAACCUCAGAAGAGAGCACGGUCUCAGCUGCGAGAUACUUGAGUCAUUCUAUCCCUCUAGUGUCUGUUACAGAUGGUAUGCAUGGUUCUUACAUCGGUGUGAAAGGUGAAGCAAUAUACAUCCCCCCGCCGGCAUGUAUACCUGUGGACACCUGCGGAGCUGGUGAUGCAUACGCAUCAGGAAUCCUGUACGGUAUCCUCCGGGGCGCAUCGGAUUUGAAGGGCAUCGGCCUGCUGGCGGCCCAGGUAGCCGCUGUUGUCGUCGGGCAGCAAGGCACGCGCCUGAGGGUUAAGGAUGCUGACAGGUUCCCAACUUAUGAUUUUUCCUCCCCCUCAAGUCCCAAGUCCUCGACAGGCGGCGACGAUGGGAACUACUGGGGGCCGAAGUGGGCUGUGCCCCCUUCUCUAGAAGAUCUCUUGAGCAAUUGUUUAGUUUUACCACUCAGACUCAGGUUCUAUAUAAAUGCUAAACCAGCACCUCCUUCCUUUGAAAAGCAUACUAGCAGCCCACUGUUUGUCACCUGGAAGAAGGCUACCAAUGGUUCCGAGCCACGCCUAAGGGGAUGCAUCGGAACUUUGGAGCCCCGUCAGAUUGUAAGCGGCUUCAAGGAUUACGCGCUGACCAGUGCCCUGAGGGAUCGGCGCUUUUCUCCGAUACAGUCCAAAGAGCUGCCAUAUUUGGAAUGCACAGUUUCUAUAUUGACUGAAUACGAAACUGCACUCAACCACCUUGAUUGGGAGGUUGGAAAGCAUGGUUUAAUUAUUGAGUUCACCGAUCCUGACUAUAAUGUAAGACGGAGUGGAACUUAUUUACCUGAGGUUGCUGCCCAUGAAGUCCUGAGAUACCUGGCAGGAUGGACACAACUAGAGACCAUUGACUCGCUCAUGAGGAAGGCUGGCUAUAAUGGCACCAUCACCGAGUCUUUGAGGAAGAAAAUCCGCGUCACCCGCUACCAGAGUACCCUGUACACCAUGCACUAUGGUGAAUAUACUGCAUAUGUCAAGAAGAACAGAGGUGAAAUUAACGGGGCACCCAUAGUUAAUGGAUUCAAACCAGGCCAGUGA
Messenger RNA from Triticum turgidum subsp. durum (durum wheat), 1710 nucleotides. NCBI's taxonomy places the organism in Eukaryota, Viridiplantae, Streptophyta, Magnoliopsida, Poales, Poaceae. The record is from the annotation of a GenBank genome assembly.